ACCACCACCAACACCAGCAGCAGCAGCAGAGCAGUCCUCAGCAGCAGCAGCAGCCGUAGGAGGUGCACUUUAGCGCAGCCAGUGUGCGUAAUCAGGCCGAUCCAGCGCUGAGUCCACGCCGCGCUCUGCUCAGUGAUAAGACUCCGAGGAAACAAGAGGGAGCGCAGCGUUUAACCGACCUGACACUUCCUCCUCUGCGGCUUCUUCUGCUUUUUAUUUCUACAUUUUGACACAGCUGGACUUGGGAGAACACUCAAACGGAUAGAUACUGGAAUAACUUUUCCCUCUCCAUCCCAUCUUGGCUUUUAAUUUGGAUACUUUUGUCAAAACGCGGGGAUGUAACACCUCCUCUGUUUCACUUCAUGACCAUGCCUAACGAGAACAAAGUGGAUUUUUUUACUUGAACUUCACUGAUACACAUCUGACACCGCUGGUUUGUCCCUGGCUGUCUCCGCGGUGGAGUGUAGGCCCCUGCGUAAGACCCCCGCGCUCCCUAAAUGCCCGGUCCGCAGCGGCUCGAGGCUGCCCAGCAAGAUGAGCUCGUGGCUGGCGCUGCUGCUCGUGACGGCGGCGUGUCUGCGCUUUGGCGGUGCCGAGGGGGACCCUCUUCCUGCAGCGCUGGUGGAGCUGGUUAGAAACUCUCCCAUCUCGUCCAUAGAAGACCUCCAGCUGCUGCUGCUCUCUGACUCCGUAGAUGAAGACCAGGACACAUCAGCAGCCUCUGGAGGUCACAGACUUCCUAGGAGUCUUGAUGCCCAGCCGGCGCAGCAGGCCCUGUGCAAGGUCCGGACGGAGGUGGUGGAGGUGACCAGGUCCAUGUUGGAUCAGAGCAACGCGCACUUCCUCCUGUGGCCUCCCUGCGUGGAGGUGCAGCGCUGCUCGGGCUGCUGCAACACCAAGAGUCUCCAGUGUGUGCCCGUGGUCACGCACACCCGAUACCUGCAGGUCAUGAAGAUCGAGUAUAUGAACAAAAAACCCACAUACGCCAAAGCCGUGGUGUCUGUGUUGGACCAUGUGGAGUGUCGGUGUCAGCCCGCGACACGACCGCCCCCGCCCAAAAAGAAGAGCCCCCGACGACCGCACGGCAACCAGGCGCACGGCAACCAGGCGCACGGCAACCAGGCGCACGGCAACCAGACGCUCAGCACCGCACAGGGGCAGGUGAAAGUUCACUCCAAAGACGAGCUGCACCAGUGGGACGAGCUGAAGCAGAACCAGAGGUCCCACAUGGAGCACGACCUCACGGACCAGCACUGGAGCCUCAGAGGAGACACCUUCACCCGGGCGGCGGACAGCUCCAGCCUGCCCCGAGAGCACCCAUCCCGGGCUGAGGAGGCCUUCCACCUCACGCCCCUCUGGUCCCGCAACUCCACCAGUGACAAGACUGGACACUCCGCUGGGAAUAUCACUACUGAGGUCAGGGACAACGUGCGGGACAUUCCCAGCUUUGGUCUGGACGAGAGCACGCAAACGCACAGCCCGACAUGGCACCAGGACAAAUACACACAAAUCCAAACGAGCGCUUCUUCUUCUUCUCCUGCAUCCGUCACCCCGAACCCCGACACCCACACGGAGGCAAACGGGGACGAGAGGAGGCCCCGUCCCACCAAAGAGCCCAACCCGGACCCGCAGGUGAGACACGGGGACAAUGAAACGCCCCAAAAGGACAGGUUAUUUGAGCGGGAGGAGGCCAAGUUGGAGGAGGAGAGGAAGGAGCUGUUACUUCUCCACAAAAGGCUGGACCAAGAGAAGGAGAUCCUCAGACAACAGCAGCUAAAACGCGAAGAGGAGGAGAGGCUGAGGGAGGCCGAGGGUCACCUGCACAAACACCACCGCCAUCACGUGCAAACGACCACACACACGACAGCGACAACCGCCACAACGACAACCGCAACCACACAGCCGCCGGCAGCUCCAGCGGGGCCCAGGCCUCCAGCUCAGCCGCGGCAGAGGAGGAGGAGGAAAAACCGCAAACGGAUUAGCAAGGCAGCUAUGAGGGCGAUGCUAAUGUAAAAUAAACUAAGGUGCUCUCUGCUCUGACCACCCGGUGUAUUUCGUGGACUCACCCCCGAGAUGAAGCCUCCCAUCUCCCUCCCGCAGCGUUUAACUCGCCCGUCAGUCACUUCUCCCGUCAGAUCUCCUACAUAACACUACUAAUGACCGUUAACCCAACGUCCACGGAGAGAACGGAGUCGGAGAGAACGGAAGGACACGGGACACGUUUCUGGAGGAGGACUUUGGUCGGGGGGGGGGGGUGCUCUUUAAAGAGAUAAACCGAGUGACGGGGAGCCGGGUGCGGACCGGGGCUGCAGAGCUGGAGAACUGUGGACAAAUAGUGCAAUUCUGGACUCCAUUUGUGUUUGGAUAUCGACAGAGAAGGACUGAGUCGCCCUCCGCGCCACGACUUUGACUACUAAGAGCUUUCGCCGCGUAGAAACACUUAUUACAGUAAACGUGCGAGCGGAUUCGAUGCUUGUGGGUACUCUCCCGGGUACUCCCACCCUCCUAAGCUCGUCUGUUCGUGCUCGCGUCGGAUGCCCUCCCCCGUGUCUGUCCUCGGGGUCUGUGGAGCGUCAAAGCGGGGACAGGGGGCGGGCCUGGCGGGUGUACCAGGACGCUACUUCAACUUAAAGUAUAUACAAGGUGGUCAAACAGUUUGAGGUCACACAAACACGAGGCUCCCGCGCUCUUUUAGUGUUAGCCGUACAAUUAAAGCAGACAAUUGACGUGUUAAAGGGACGUCUUCAGGCGGUAUUUAUGUCCAGGGAUGGGAAAAGUAGAGGAAAUCUGAUGCUAAUCGAUGCUAAAGCUAAUAUCGAAACUAGAUGCACAUUUGAUACUGAGGAAAAAAAUCACUAACAAGAAAAACUUUGAGAUUUUCUGAAGUUUUAGUGUGAAAUAAAUAAAGAAGAAUAAAUAUAAGACGUCGUGCUAAGAUUAGGAAAGAAAAUACAUCUGUGACUGAAAAAGGGAGUGUUUUUCUCUUUUGUCGUGUCAGUGAAGACGAUUGAGUUUCUUAGUAUCAAAAUUGAGUUUGAAAAACACAAUUUAUGUGGAAGUUAAAUCUGGACAAUGAGAAACAAAAAGGAUUUAAACAUGAUUAUGUAGAACAGGACUAAACCAGGACUAAACCGGGACUAAACCAGGACUAAACCAGGACUAAACCAGGACUAAACCAGGACUAAACCAGGACUAAACCAGGACUAAACCAGGACUAAACCAGGACUAAAUCGGGACUAAACCGGGACUAAACUGGGACUAAACUAGAACUAAACCAGGAUUAAACCAGGACUAAACCAGGACUAAACCAGGACUAAACCAGGACUAUACCAGGACUAAACCAGGACUAAACCAGGACUAAACCAGGACUAAACCAGGACUAAACUAAGACUAAACCAGGACUAAACAAGGACUAAACCAGGACUAAACCAGGACUAAACCAGGACUAAACCAGGACUAAACCAGGACUAAACCAGGACUAAACAAAACCUAAACUUUGACUAAACCAGGAACUAAGCUGAAAAAAUCCUAUAUAUUUAAAUUUGAAACAGUAAAUGUCUUUAUCUUUUACCAAAUUCAUGUAAUAUUCCUUAUUUCAGCGCUCGGUCUAAAUCCCCGACGCUCUGUCAUGUUAUUUUUAUUAAACUGCAUCGGUCCAGAGACACUUCACACAUGUUGCUAAUGCUACAUGCUAAUGCUACGUGCUAAUGCUACGUGCUAAUGCUACGUGCUAAUGCUACGUGCUAAUAAACACCAAACACAUCCACAAAUCCCCUGGAAAAUGAUGAAAAACCAGCCUGUAGUUUUGUGUGGAGUAGAACAUUACUGAAGGAUGGCUGGGCAGGUUCCCCACCCACACCACAGUUUAGGGCAGAAAAAGGACAGAAAAAGAGAAAAACGGAGAGACAAUCAAACUGAAAAGACCAGUAUUACCAAGUCUGACAUCACCUUUUUACACUUUAUGCUUUAUGUUCAUAUACAACGUCUCUGUAACGAUAUUUAAUGUGUUUAACUCUAUACACUGGAAAUGUAAAAUGGUCAAUCCAACAACACAAUAUCUGUUUCCGUGUCGAUAUUCCCUGUGGUCUAUGUGCUAUGUCUUAUUUAUUUACCAUUACCAUAACUGUGGACUAACUGUUUUUAUACUGCGACAGAGAGGUUUUUAUUUGUACACAGUGCUUCGGUGUUGCAUGCGACGUCUCUCAGAUAUGAAACGUCCCGCGGCGUGAGGCUGGUGCCCACGCCCACGCUCCCUCUAGUCCCGGUCCCUGCGUUUGUCUUCAGUGCAGAUACGAGUCCCGUCUUUUGGAAAAUCACUCACGUUGAAAUUCUGGGAAAGUCAUCGUAUCCUACAGCAGUAUUUUCCCAUUACAGCGCGCGCUCGAUCCGACUUCCAGACAUUGUUUUGGACAUAGGCGGAACAUGAAAAAGUGCGUUGGAACCCGUUUAUUAAAAGCAGGAAGUGACUUUUUUUCGCGAGCGCACAUGUGGCUUUUCGUCGGGCUCGUUUAGAGAUGCAAACACUAGUGAUGCUGUCCACAAAGCAAAGUUAACAUCAUUUUAAGUUAUUGAAGAUAAUUGUACAGUCUGUGCUAACCUGAACUGUUAACUGUUUUAUAUGAAUGAAAGAAGAAGUGUGUUUGAUAACUCUGCCGCCUAAUGCUAUUUUCAUAUGGUAAAGAAGCUUAAAUUAACAAA
This is a messenger RNA of Periophthalmus magnuspinnatus, 4698 nucleotides long. It is a transcript of the gene pdgfbb, whose product is annotated as platelet-derived growth factor beta polypeptide b. Gene Ontology annotation, molecular function: platelet-derived growth factor receptor binding; growth factor activity. Gene Ontology annotation, cellular component: membrane. Bases 535 to 2013 code for a protein of 492 amino acids. The transcript has 8 exons. Gene Ontology annotation, biological process: platelet-derived growth factor receptor signaling pathway; positive regulation of phosphatidylinositol 3-kinase/protein kinase B signal transduction; positive regulation of MAP kinase activity. Lineage: Eukaryota; Metazoa; Chordata; Actinopteri; Gobiiformes; Gobiidae. The record is from RefSeq and is a predicted model, not a curated record.